AUGGUUCUUGGCAAAAAGCUGGCGGUCGAAUCUCUGUUGCCCUCUGUCUUGGAAGAUAAUGCCGCUGAGAUGGAGAGUGAGUUGGUCAGCCAGAGCGAGCAAGUGGGUGGAAUUGGGAGCAGACCACCAAGCAGGCCCAGAAAACCCUAUAGCAGAGGUAGCAUUGACAACCAGUUGGUGGUGAGAUCAGACACAAGCACGCGUCUGUCACUGAGUGGGCCAUCAGGCUCUGGUGCAGGGGAGGAAGUGACAAACCAGGGGAAUGAGGAGGAGGGUCAGCCACCAGAUGACCCAAGUCACAAUCUGGAGGGGGAGAUGGCAUGUGUUACCGAAGACCAGGACUAUGACACGGACUUAGAGCUGGAAGAUGCAAAAGAGCCCUAUGACCCUACUGGAGAGACGUGCUACAGGGAAGCGUGUAAGGUGUUUGGGGUGGUUCCGGUCUCCUACUUUCUGCGAAACAUGCAUGCCAGUGAGCUUAUUAUGAUGCAUCAUGGUCUGGGGCCCCAGGGUACCAAAGCUCUGGCGGUUCCCUUGGUAACCAACACCUCCAUCCUGAAGCUGAACCUGAGGGAUAAUUGGAUGGAGGGGCUGGGCGGGGCUGCCAUGGCAGAGAUGUUGAAGGAGAACUGUUACAUCACAGAAAUCGACCUAUCAGAGAACAGGCUGGGAGUGAAAGGAGCCCAGGCUAUAUCCAGCAUGCUCCAGGAAAAUAGUACCCUGGUCAGCAUCAACCUCUCCGGCAGUGACUUCGAUGACCAUGCUGCCAUGUACCUGUCCAAGGCCCUCAUGACCAAUCAGAAGCUGGAGGUCAUGGACCUAAGUCAUAACAGGAUGGGGGAUGCGGCAGGGGAGGUUUUAGGCACUGCUAUUGCUGAAAACACAGCGAUAAAGGACUUCAAUCUCAGCUGGAACUGUAUACGAGGCAAAGGCAGUGUAGCUCUGGCAAAAGGCUUGGGGGCAAACAUAUUCCUCCGAAAAGUUGAUCUCUCCUACAAUGGCUUUGGGAAAGAUGGGGCAGUAGCCCUGGGAGAGGCACUCAAAAUCAACAACAUACUUGAGGAGUUGAAUAUAAGCAACAAUCGGAUCCCCCCUGAUGGAGCAAUCUGCUUUGCAAUGGGCCUCCAGGAAAACAAGACAAUCCGAACCAUCAAUAUGUCUCGAAACCCCAUGCAGACUGCAGGGUGCUAUGGAAUACUGAAAGCAAUUCAGGAGAACCCAGAAUCAGCUGUGGAGUCCUUGGACUUCUCUGAAAUCACAGUGAACGUGGAUUUUGAUGAAUUAUACGAGGCAGUAAAAGAAACAUUCCCCAAACUGCAAGUGAAACACGGUGGAAGGAUAGACAAAUUCAAAAAGUUAAAGCCCAAAGGACUAGACGGCCGCGACGUGCAUAGCCCUAUCCGCAUGAGCUACAUACGAGAGCGCACAACAUAG
Molecule: messenger RNA, 1434 nt
Organism: Megalops cyprinoides (Indo-Pacific tarpon)
Lineage: Eukaryota; Metazoa; Chordata; Actinopteri; Elopiformes; Megalopidae
Gene: lrrc74b
Product: leucine rich repeat containing 74B
Exons: 11
Coding region: 1-1434 (477 amino acids)
Molecular function (GO): protein binding
Source: RefSeq, a predicted model, not a curated record